Messenger RNA from Paramuricea clavata, 384 nucleotides. NCBI's taxonomy places the organism in Eukaryota, Metazoa, Cnidaria, Anthozoa, Malacalcyonacea, Plexauridae. The record is from the annotation of a GenBank genome assembly.
UCACCACCACUGAGAAACACAACAAAAGAAUGUGAAAAGAUUGAAGCAUGUGAAAUGGGACCUCUUUCCUAUAUUGCUGGAUAUGUUGUUAGGAAAUUAACGAGUGCAAGAAAGAAAAAGAGUGAGUCAGAGAACACAGAACUCCAAGGAUUACUUGGGAGCCUGCAGUCGGAACAAGAAAAUAACAGCUUCAUACAAGCUAGAAACAGAGGUGGUCUUGUCAACCCAUCAGAUGACCCCAUAGGAAUUUUGCAAGAGGCAAAAAUAAACUUUCGUAGAGAGGUUAACAAAUCAAAGGAAGUCCUCAGAAAUAUCCCAGUGGAUGUGAUUUGUUAUAAAACUAUUAGCAUGCCCAUUGUGAAAUCAUUGUGGAUGAAUGAAUGA